Molecule: messenger RNA, 789 nt
Organism: Penicillium cataractarum
Lineage: Eukaryota; Fungi; Ascomycota; Eurotiomycetes; Eurotiales; Aspergillaceae
Product: sulfotransferase family protein
Exons: 1
Coding region: 1-789 (262 amino acids)
Source: RefSeq, a predicted model, not a curated record
AUGGGUCAACAAGCAUCCGUCCCUAAGGCCGGCGCAGAGCUUCAAGUCAUCGGUGCUGGUCUCCCGCGAACCGGAACCGCAUCAUUCAGCGCCGCCCUUGAAAUCCUUCUGGACGGGCCUACCUACCACGGCGGCACUCAAAUCUCACGAGGUGCACCCAUCGAAGUCAAAUCAUGGAUCAAGGCCUUACAAUACUGGAUCAAGGGAGACUCGGCCAGUCGUGUCGAGAUGCAGAAGAUUGUUCGACAACGAUUAACCGGCUACACAGCCGUCACCGAUGCGCCAUGCUCAGAGUUUGUCCCGGAGCUUCUUGAAAUAUAUCCCGAUGCCAAAGUCAUUUGUACCACACGCGAUCCGAUCGCUUGGGAAAAGAGCAUGGUUCAAUUGCAAAGCUUGGCGAUGGCCUGGUUUCUACGUGCGGUGCUGCUUCCGCUGCCGGCAAUGAGGCAUUUCGUGGGGUAUACCGAUCUUCUGGCUAUACAGUGGAAGCGGCUGUAUGGUCCUGAUGCUGGGAGUCACGGUCGUGAGACAUAUGCCAAACAUAUUGCUUGGCUUAAGGAGACUGUCCCUGAGGAUCGUCUUGUGCUGUUCGAUGUCAAGGAUGGAUGGGAGCCUUUGUGUAAAGCACUUGGAAAGGAGGUUCCGAAGGAUAUUCCGUUCCCGCGGAUCAAUGAUUCGGAAGAGAUCAAUCGCACGGCUCAAUAUCAUAUCCAGCAGGGCUUGAAGCGAUGGGGAGUGAUCCUAGCUGGUGUGGCUGUUGCCGUGGGGGUCUAUGUGAAGGUAGUUUAG